GGGGAAAGGGAGGUUCUAACCCGCCCUUGGCCCCAUCAACCCCCAGGGGGCCACGACCAGAGCCAGAGCGUCAGAGGCCAGCAGCUUUGGAGGGCGUCGAACAGGAAGGUCUAAAGGUGACCCUUCCUCGUUGGCCAGAGGGGGCCCUGCUCAGGCAUAAAUAGGCUGCUCGAGCUGUCCGGCUCACAGACGGCCGCUGAGCAGUUAUCCGCUGCCAUUCCUCUGCUAGCCAGCACAGGUGCCCCGCAGCCCCCAGCCUGCUACCCCUGCUCCUGCCCGCAGCUAUCCUGAGAAAAUGGAAAGUUUGAUGCGUGUCUGCCGCUCCUGUAGAGCUGUGGGGACCCUCCUCCUGACAGUUUUGAGUUGGAGCAGCUGCUUGCCAAUGGGGGAGGAAGCCGUUUGCACAGCCCCCGGGCUGGGGAGGUACAGUAUCACUUUUACUGGGAAAUGGAGCCAGACAGCCUUCCCCAAGCAGUACCCUCUCUUCAGACCCCCUGCACAGUGGUCCUCUUUACUAGGUGCAACACACAGCUCUGACUAUAGUAUGUGGAAGAAGGAUGAGUAUGCCACCAAUGGGGUUCGAGAUUUUGCUGAAAAGGGCGAAGCGUGGGAACUGAUGAAGGAAAUCGAGGCAGCCGGUGAGAAAAUUCAGAGUGUGCACAGUGUUUUCUCAGCCUCAGCAAUCCCCAGUGGCACAGGACAGACCUCCACUCAGUUAGAAGCACAUUCAAGGCAUUCACUAGUGUCUUUCUUAGUGCGGAUUGUCCCCAGUCCUGACUGGUUUGUCGGAGUUGAUAGUGUCAAUCUCUGUGAAGGAAAUCGAUGGAAAGAACAAGUCACCAUGGACCUUUUCCCCUAUGAUGCUGGGACAGACAGUGGCUUCACAUUCUCCUCCCCCAACUUCGCCACCAUCCCUCAGGACACGGUGAAAGAGAUAACAUCAUCCUCUCCAAGCCACCCUGCAAACUCCUUCUAUUACCCCAGGCUGAAAUCUCUGCCUCCCAUUGCCCGAGUGACCAUGGUGAGAAUCAAGAAGAGGCAGCGGGUCUUUGUCCCCACUCCUCCAGCUGUAGUCCGCAUGGGGAAUGAGAUCGAAGAUGCCCUAUCAGAAACACCUCUGGACUGUGAGGUCUCCCUGUGGUCUUCCUGGGGUCUCUGCACAGGUCCAUGUGGAAAGACAGGAGCCAAGAGCCGCACUCGCUACGUCCGUCUGCAGCCAGCCAAUAACGGGACCCCCUGCCCAGCCCUGGAAGAGGAGACGGCGUGUGAACCUGACAACUGUAUCUAAGGACCAUGGAGUAGCCCCCCAGCCAAGUGCCCAGAGCACUUCUGAUUAAUCAAGCUGGGCUGGAGGCAGAAGCUGGCAGAAAAGUCAGUCCUGGGAAAUUCAGGCAUUGGCCUUGGCCUGUCAUGGGACAUUAUCUAUCCAGCAACCCUUUGUUCAGCCUGGGUGACCAGUUGUGUGAGAUGUUUCUGUUAAAUGCCUAAACAUUCAUGCAGCAUUCAGACUUGGGUUGAGAGACUCAUAGCCCAAAUAAUCUCUGCCAAUAUGGUAGAAGUGCUCACAGUACCCUCUAGUGACAGAAUGGGAGAGUUCUUUCUGAAUGAAUUGGAUUCCCUUCUGAAAACCGAUUGUAUCCUCCAAUGCUGGCACGCUCACCCCAUCAUCUUCUCUUUUUCCCAAUCUCCCCCUUAGUAACAGAUUCUGGAAAAACAUAACAUUUGGAGGAACCGUGUGACAAGGGGCUGUGGUAUGUUCCAUCAUUUCAAGGAUCCAUAAUUUCUUCCAUGAGGUCAGUCCCUCCACUGAGGCAGAUUACUACCCCUCCUCUUACUUACUUUAGUAAGUAGUUAGUAAGGCUCACAGAUUUAGAGCUUGGAGAGCAUCUUAGAAGUCAUCUAAUCUAACCCCCUCAUUUUAUAGAAGUUAAAUUACACAGGUAUUAAGUGAUGGAGCCAGGAGUUAAACCCACGUCCUUUGGCCCCAUAUCCUGUACUAUUUCCACUGAUGGCAUCACACUGUCUCUUCUCUAUUUUUAUGUUACUGUCACACACAAACAAAUCACCUGGCCAGUCAUAUGGAGAUGUACCCUUCCUCCCUUGGCUACCCUAGUUUAUGAGCAAUGGAUACACCAUCUUUUCCCCAAUUCAUACUUUCUAGCUCGGCAGACUAUUUGGGAGUUUUUGCUUUGCUGAUAUGACCUUCCAGAGCCCAGGGCUACCUCUGCCAACCAUGGGAUCCCUCAAGGAAGUCUUCAGUGAAGGUUAACAUUGUCCUAAUGGUCACUUAAUGAUUGGCUAAUGAAAAUCACAAUAGUGUUUCUCUAAGUUACAAUGGGGUUUGGCCAUCAUAUAUUAAUAGUAUUGAUCAGAGUUAUAAUGUUACAUGGGUAUGUCUGAAUUUGAAUCAGUUCCUCCAGAGAGUUUAUUUAUAUACAUUUGAGACUAAUGAUGUUGAUGUCCUGGUUUAUGAUUUUUUUUUUUACUAAUUUAUUAGCUUUAAGCAACCUUUACGUGGCCUUUUUUUUCCUUGUAAAUUUAGAAAAAGAAUGCUUCCCAGGAACCAUUAGGUCUCAGAGGAGUAGAAAUGAGGGAGGGUAGAGAAUUCAUAGGUCAGUGGGACCCUAGGUUGCCCCUCCAGGCAAAUGCCCCCAUUUGUCCCCAGGUUGAAGUAAUCCAGCUGCCAGCACCUGAAACGUGUUUGUAGUUGGGAUUCUAGCUGGUUUUGUUCCCGUGGUUUUGUCAGAAUACCAGCUGCACAGGGUCAAAACAAUGGACAAUACGAGUAGGCGAUCUGGAAAAAUUAACCUCAUUUUUUUUAAUGUUACCAAUCUUUUUGCACAUAAAUAAAAUGUCUAUGUUUCUUCACAAA
Messenger RNA from Monodelphis domestica (gray short-tailed opossum), 2872 nucleotides. RefSeq names its product spondin 2 (gene SPON2). The record is from RefSeq and is a predicted model, not a curated record. NCBI's taxonomy places the organism in Eukaryota, Metazoa, Chordata, Mammalia, Didelphimorphia, Didelphidae. Gene Ontology annotation, cellular component: extracellular matrix. Gene Ontology annotation, biological process: cell adhesion.